CCCCCGAGCGGCCAAUCACCGACGGGGCUCGAAUCGCCUCCGUCCAAUCAGAGCCGAGACGGAGGCUCGCUGUGGGCGGGGCCCCGGCGGCUCUGAGAGGCAGACGCUGAGGCGGUUCAGGAGAGUCGGACUGUUGGGCUCCAAAUGCCACUCGUUGCGCGUGCUGAUAAUUUGGAGAGGUGCAUGCAGCGCACGGCCCGCUCGCCUUUCCAGGUGCAAAUCCACGAGGAGCUGGGAGCAGUUCUCUGAACUGGGACGGGCUGAACCCAGUUCAGGACAGGUGAAAUUCCCAGCAGGCUGCAUUUAAGGCCACAGGAUCGAUCCAGGUGCAAAGGAAGGGCUGGCUGUCCGCUCGGGUGAUUCACUGCAGCGGCUACCUGAAGAUCCGUCAGUACAGUCUGGACAUGUCGCCGUUCGAGGGCUGCUACCAGAACGUGGGCCUGGUGGCUGUGGGUCACUCUCUGCCUCCCAGCGCCGUGACGGAGAUCAAACUGCACAGCAACAUGUUCAUGUUCAGGGCCAGCCUGGACAUGAAGCUCAUCUUCCUGGACUCAAGGGUGGCUGAGCUGACCGGCUACGAGCCCCAGGAUCUCAUAGAGAAGACGUUGUACCAUCAUGUCCACAGCUGUGAUAUCUUCCACCUCCGCUGUGCUCAUCACCUCCUGCUGGUAAAAGGCCAAGUCACCACCAAGUAUUACCGCUUCCUGGCCAAGCACGGUGGCUGGGUGUGGGUCCAGAGUUACGCCACCAUCGUCCACAACAGUCGAUCUUCUAGACCUCACUGUAUCGUCAGCGUCAACUACGUCCUCACGGACACUGAGUAUAAGGGAAUGCAACUAUCUUUGGACCAAAUGAGCCCCACCAAACCAGCUUUUCCAUAUGCUGACAGCCACAACGAAGACAGGAAGAGCUCCAAGACUCGUCUGACCCCGUCAAAGGCUAAAGCCAGAGUGUCGCCUUAUCCACAGCAAUUUUCAGCUUUCAAUCCAGAUCGCUCAGAAUCGGACCAAGACAGCCAGUGGGGAGGCAGCCCCCUGACCGACUCGGCCUCUCCGCAGUUGUUGGAUCCCAGCGAGGCAGCUGAAGCAUCCUGUGCCUACAGAAUCUACCCAGACUCGGGCUCCCUGUGCAACGGUCUGGGUUUAUCCGAAGAGGAUCUCGCCCGCGCCCAAACCCGUCCUCACUCCACCACCUGCGAUCGCGUCCGGUGCCAAAGCGGCCGCUAUUUUCUGGGAACGCCUCAGUCGGGCAGGGAGAUGUGGUGGGACACCACACGCUCUGUGCUCUCACUCCCAAAAUUCUCGGCGGAGAGCAGCGAGGGCUAUGAAAUCACAUCCUACCACGGCGCCAUUCACGGACGGGGCCACUGGGAUGACGACAGCGUCGUCAGCUCACCUGACGGGGGCGGAUCCACCAGCGAUUCCGGCGAGCGUUACCACGGCGAGCAGUUCCAAGCGAGCCCCCGAGAGCCGAGCAAGAUGGAGACCCUGAUCCGAGCCACUCAGCAGAUGAUUAAAGAGGAGGAGAGCCGUUUGCAGCAACAAAAGGUUCUUUUGGACGUCUCUGGACUCAGCAAAACUCACAGUCCAUGUUUCUCCUCCUCCCUACCCCACCACUCCCAGAUCCCCAUGUCCAGCGUCGUGUGCCGGGGUCCGGGGGCCCCGAGCAUUGACCUCUCCUACGAGCGCCUCCACCACAGGGACGGCGUCAAAGCGCUCGGACCUCAUGACAAUGACGAAAACACGACUAGUCCUGCGUCUCUGUCUCGCCUCAGCAGCCCCGGCUCCGAUGGAAUCCCCAGAUCGGGUAUUCCCCUCACCAAAGACUACAUCCCAACGGAUCUGUCCCCCCACCCCUCCCAGUCCCAGGCAAGUCCGCUCCUCUAUCCAGUCCAGGAAAGGCAGCCGCUGGACAGGCAAGCAGCCUACGCCUUGGCCGGGUAUUCCCUGGAGCACCUCUACGACCCGGAGAACUUGCGAAGCUACUCGGGCCUGGCGUGUGGAGGGGUUCAGUACGACGUGGCUUCUCACGUCAGGAUGCAGGCUGAGCAGAUCCAGGGACACAAGGCCACCUCAGUCAUCAUAACCAACGGCAGCUGACGAUAUCUGGUSCAGAUAGGACAUGUUGUCUAAACACGGAUGCUGGAGUUGGUGGUGAUGCAGGAGCAGGUGUUUGAAACUAAAACUGACAACAGGAGUCGAGGCACCUGUGUUGGACUGAUGGUGGUCCGUUGAACUCGACUUUUAAAGACCGGGCCUCCUUUCUUUAUUCUCAGAGGAUGUUAUUUCAAAAGGAACUAGUGUUUAGGAACAAUAAUUUGAUAUGCCACCUGACGAGGUUUGCUCCAUAACAGGAAAAAGCUGUACUUUAUUAGUGGUGUA
Messenger RNA from Austrofundulus limnaeus, 2381 nucleotides. RefSeq names its product single-minded homolog 1. Lineage: Eukaryota; Metazoa; Chordata; Actinopteri; Cyprinodontiformes; Rivulidae. Gene Ontology annotation, molecular function: DNA-binding transcription factor activity, RNA polymerase II-specific; RNA polymerase II transcription regulatory region sequence-specific DNA binding; protein dimerization activity. Gene Ontology annotation, biological process: regulation of transcription by RNA polymerase II. The record is from RefSeq and is a predicted model, not a curated record.